AUGGGUCGUAAAAAGAUACUUAUUAAGAAGAUAGCAGACGAAAGAAAUCGUCAGGUUACCUUUACAAAGCGUAAAUUAGGUCUAAUGAAAAAAGCCUAUGAAUUAAGUAUACUGUGUGAUUGUGAAAUAGCUUUAAUAGUAUUUACAAGUUCACAGAAAUUAUUCCAGUAUGCUAGUUCAGAUAUGGAUAAAAUUCUGUUACGCUACACUGAAUUCAAUGAACCACAUGAAUCAAAGACAAAUAGAGAUAUAGCUGAGUUAAUUAAUCGUAAAGAAGGGAAAUUCUCCUAUCUCUCUGAUGGGGAUGCAGGCAGUGAUAAUAAUGAUCCAUUUUUCUCGAAUACAACUGAUCAGUUAAGUGAAGCCGGUGCAUCUGUACACACUGCUGGAGUGAAAACACCAAUCCCUUCAUCUGUUUCAAUGGCACUGGAAUUCUCUGGAUCAAUACCAGACUUAUCGAAACAUAUUCCUGAUAUCACACAUUCUGUAACACCUGAGAGUAUUACAGAUCAACAUAUGAAUACAACACGUGCACCAAGUUCUUCAAUGCAUUUCAAUGUGUCCAGUGAACGGGAGAUUAAAACAGAGAAUUUAAUCUAUCGUGAACAAGACACUAGUAGUGGUGCGGGUGUGGUGUUGGUGUUGGCGGUGUUAUCAGUGAAUCUCGCGAAUCAUGUUCCUCAAAUCCAUUUUGAAUCUCAAGACUUCACGACAAACAGUCGUAGUGGAUCUUAUUUACUUGAUCCUAAUAUGAAAUCAAAUGUAUCCCUAGAUCAUUUAGGCACUUUUCGAUCAGAAAAUAUACAAUCUGUUAGGAGUAGUGAUGUUGUUCAAAAUUGUUUUAAUAAUAGUCAAUUGUUGUCAGCACCAUCAGACAAUUAUACUAGUAAUCGUUCCGUGAAUAAUGCCCAUCUAAGUCCCGGUUCAUUUUCAGAACCAUCGAGUUAUGCUGUUCAACGAUCUUCAAUGAAUACAACGAAACGUAUGAAAAAACCGGUAUUUGAAGCGUAUGAUGAAUAUUUCUAUUCAAAGACUGCCUCACCAAAUAUUGAUUCGAGAUCACGUUCCCCUAAUAUACCAUUGUUGAAACAAAAUGCUCUUUCUCCGCCUCCUCCUGCUCCUGCUCCUGGUCCUCCCCCUCCUUCUCUUCCUCCUCAUCCUCCAACAGCAACAACAACAACUACCUAUUGUGAUUCACGUCGUUUAACACAUUUACUGAGCGGUAAUCUACCGUCUGGCAAGCAUUUAGACAUCACAUCGUGGGAGAAUAGUAAUCAAACUACAACAGCUAUCACUGAAGCGAACAACAGAUCCAAUCAUCAUCAUCAUUCACAGUUAUUAUAUAAUAGUAAUAAUAAUAAUAAUUCUUUUAAUUUAUCCUCAGUAUCAUCACCUAAUCGACAAUUACUAUCUUCAUUACAUGAUCGUGGGAUAUCUUCUUCUUCUUCUUGUCCAGAUUCUAAGCUUAAAACUGGUGAUCUCUUGUACACUACUACUAGUACUACUACUCCUGCUAAUACUAUAAAUGAUCCACAGGCCUCAUCUCUAUCCUUACAGAAGAGAAUCAGCCAUUUCCCGGGUAUUCAUGAUUCUACAGGUCCACUCAACUCCUGUAAGUUACAACAGCAACACCAACAACAUUCCUCAUCUCUGCUUGAUGAUGAAAUGUGCAUUUCAAAUUUAAGUCCAUUUCAUUUUAUGUCUAACACAUUGAAUGAUGUCAUCAAUAACAAUAAUACUAUAAUAAUUCAACAAUUUCGAGUAGUACUCAAAAUUUGA
Trichobilharzia szidati is the source of this 1779-nucleotide messenger RNA. Lineage: Eukaryota; Metazoa; Platyhelminthes; Trematoda; Strigeidida; Schistosomatidae. The record is from the annotation of a GenBank genome assembly.